CCGAGACAACAAUACCUGUCCUUUCCCGUGUGCGCUGCAUAUCAAUUCACACCUCACUCGCUUCUUCAUUUCCGCAAACAAACAUGGUCGUCCUCGCCGCUUCGAUCUGCACACGCGGCGGCAAGCCUCUGUUGUCCCGCCAAUUUAGAGAGAUCCAAAAGUCCAGAGUCGAAGCCCUCCUAGCAUCCUUUCCUAAACUCGCAGAUACCUCAACACAACACACCACGGUUGAGCAAGAGAAUGUCCGCUUCGUGUACCAACCGCUCGAUGAGCUCUACCUGGUCCUCAUCACAAACAAGCAGUCUAAUAUCCUUCAAGAUAUUGACAGCCUACACCUGUUCGGCCAAGUGGUCACUUCGAUAUGUAAGAAACCCGACGAGCGCGAGAUCCUGCGGAAUGCCUUCGAACUGCUGAGCGCUUUUGACGAACUGGUCACGAUGGGCUACCGAGAAAACCUUUCUCUCAAUCAGAUUAAGACCUUCCUCGAGAUGGAGUCGCAUGAAGAACGAAUUCAAGAGAUCAUCGCUCGAAAUAAAGAGUUGGAAGCCUCUGAAGAGCGGAAACGCAAAGCUAAACAACUCGAGAUGCAAAGAAAAGAAGCUGCUCGGUCGGCUGCUUACGGAAGGGGCGUUGCGCCUAGGAUGCCUCAACAACCUACCUACACUCCCCCAGUGCGGCCAGAGUCGUCAUACGACUCAUAUGAGGCAGAGAAGAACAAGGUGUCCAGCAAGUUCACGGCUGCACGACCCACAAAGGGCAUGCAGCUGGGCAAGAAAUCAAAGACAUCCAACGCUUUUGCCAAAGUUCAACGGGAAAUGGGAGAACCGGAGCCUACGGCCGCCCAAAUCGAAGCAGAACUUCCUGAUCGCACCGUCCCAUCCGCCGCAACUCACGAUCACGCUCCAUCUCAUGCAAAUCCCAUUACCGUGUCCGUGACCGAGACACUCUCAGCGAAACUUUCGCGCGAAGGCGCUUUGAAAUCGUUCGAGGUCAAAGGUGAUUUACAGUUAAAGAUUGCGGACCCGGCUCUCACAAAACUGGCUUUAUCAGUGCAGGCCCAAGAAGGACCCUUAAAAGCUCAAUUCCGAACACACCCCAACGUGGAUAAGAAUUUGUUCACUUCGCAGAAGGUCAUCCAGCUCAAGGACACAACCAAACGCUUCCCCACAAACAACAGCAUUGGUGUUCUACGCUGGCGCGCCACAGCCGCAGCAGACACGCCUGAUAUCCUCCCCAUCACAUUCACUGCAUGGGUCAACAAGGCUGAGGACAGCUAUACCAUCACGAUCGAAUAUGAGCUUACCAACAUGGAAAACACUCUCCGCGACGUGACUGUGACAAUACCCUACUCGUCAGCCGAGCCUGCUGUCUCAUCUUUCGACGCCAUCUACCAAGUCACAGGAGAUAGCUUGGAGUGGACGAUUGGCACGAUUGACGCAGAGAACGCUAAUGGCAGUUUCGAAUUCGAUGCCCAGGCCGAUGAUGAUGCCGAGUUCUUCCCUAUGUCUGUGGCCUUCGAGAUGACGCGGCCGUUCAUCGAGGUUGACGUACUUGGUGCUCGCCUGCUGGAGAUGGAUGAGGAGGUCGACUAUGAGAAGAUUAUCAAGGCCAAUGCGGAAGGAUUUGUGAUUGAGUAGAUACGGUGGUCGGGGUUGCCGGAUCAAGUCCUCUUCAUCUUGACAGUGUGGUGUUCAUUUUUAGACGAAGAGGUUCUGGAAUCAAUAUGACAUGGUAUGACUUCUCUUUCCCAAUUUCAUGUGCUAGGCCGUGUUGCUCGUGCGCGACAAUCAAGGAGCGUCAAAUUCAAUAGUCACAUAGCCAAGGGAAGGCCACGGUCAUGAAUACGAGGGAAUGAUAUUAUCCGAGAUUCAUGCAU
This is a messenger RNA of Exophiala viscosa, 1876 nucleotides long. RefSeq lists its product as uncharacterized. Gene Ontology annotation, cellular component: COPI vesicle coat. Gene Ontology annotation, biological process: retrograde vesicle-mediated transport, Golgi to endoplasmic reticulum; endoplasmic reticulum to Golgi vesicle-mediated transport; Golgi localization. The record is from RefSeq and is a predicted model, not a curated record. The coding region runs from base 84 to 1637 and encodes 517 amino acids. The transcript has a single exon. Lineage: Eukaryota; Fungi; Ascomycota; Eurotiomycetes; Chaetothyriales; Herpotrichiellaceae.